AUGGAGGAGGCAGAGGAGGACAUUGCAGUCAUUGGGAUUGGAUGCAAUUUUCCAGGAGGUGAGGGGUUGGACAGUUUCUGGAAGCUUCUGCUGGAAGGAAAGAACUGCGCAGUCGAUAUUCCAGUUGAGAGGUUUGACACCGCUUUUUGGUUCGAUGCUGAUGACAACAAACCGGGAAAGACACAGACAACCCGAGCAGCUCUUAUAGAGGGGUUUGAUGAGUUUGACUGCAAGUUUUUUGGUGUUUCUUAGGUGGAGGCUGACUACAUGGACCCUCAGCAGAAACUCCUUCUGCAGUGUUCAUACAGAGCAUUGGAGGAUGCGGGAAUCGCUAUGGAAACCAUCAGCGGGAGCAGAACCGGCGUUUUUGCAGGUCUCAUGAACAGAGAUUACGAGAUGCUCAGAAGUAACAGUCCGAGCACAAUAACCCACUACAGCAGCACCGGGUCAGCAAUGAGUAUUGCUGCCAACAGAAUUUCCUUCACCUUCAAUCUCACUGGCCCUUCUUUUGCCAUCGACAGUGCUUGUUCUUCAUCUUUGGUCGCUCUUCAUGUAGCCUGUCAGGCUAUAAAACAAGGUGACUGUGACAUGGCUCUGUGUGGAGGAGUUAAUUGCAUCAUCGAGCCAAGAGUUUUUGUUGCUCUCAGCAAGACGAAGAUGAUCUCAGCUGACGGGACCAGCAAGACUUUCUCUCGCACGGCAGAUGGCUAUGGCCGAGGAGAGGGCUGUGGAGUUGUGCUUCUAAAACUUCUGAAAAAAGCUAAAGAGCAUGGCAACAAAAUAUGGGGAAUCAUUACCAAAACGGCGGUCAACCAGGAUGGACACUGUGCCACACCAAUCACCAAACCAUCCAUGGAUCAACAAGAGGAGCUGCUGAGACAAAUCUACUCAGACUCUGACAUUGCUAAUGUUCAGUACAUUGAAGCGCAUGGGACAGGAACUCCAGUUGGGGACCCGACAGAGAUGAGAAGCAUUUCAAAUGCCAUCGCCAAAAACAGACCUUCUGAUUCAGAGACACUCCUGAUUGGGUCUGUAAAGGGCAACAUCGGACACACGGAAUCUGCAGCUGGAGUGGCCGGACUCAUUAAGGUACUUCUAAUGAUGAAGCAUGAGACUAUUGUUCCCUCAGUUUUCUCCUCAGAAAACAGCACAAGUAUAGAUAUUAAAUCUCUACAUCUAAAUAUUCCAGUUAAAGUUCAAAGGUGGGAGAUAAAUGGGUUACAGGGAAGGAUGGCAGGGAUCAACAGCUUUGGGUUUGGUGGUACAAAUGCACAUGUGAUUUUAAGAGAGUGUAAUCACACCACGCUUACCACGCAGACACAAAUACAUUGUCCAAAUGUUUUUGUAUUAUCUGCAGCCACAGAAAGAUCACUAAUCCUUACCAUGAUGGACACUCAACAAAGACUCAGGAGCGAUCAAAGAGUUGACACACAGGCACUGUGCUACACCUCAGCCUGUGGAAGAAGUCAUUACAAACACAAAUAUAGGAAAGUCUUCCCAUCCUCCGCUCUGUCUGAGUUAGAACACAAUCUGAGCUCUACACUGAAAACAAAGGUUGAAUCAACAACAUUUAGCAUUCAGGUUGUCUUUGUGUUCUGUGGAAGUGGGGUUGCCUACAGGGGGAUGUGCAGGCACCUUAUGAGGAAGUUUGCUGUUUUCAGAGAAAAGGUCAGAGAAAUAGAUACUGUCUUCCAGAGAUACAAUACCACUGGUAUCAGUGAAGCACUGGCUGGUGAACCUGAAAACAAGGAUUUCAGGAAGCCAGAUGUGGCACAGCCUCUUCUUUUUGCCAUGCAGGUUGGCAUUGAAACUCUCCUGAAGCACUGGGGCGUCAAACCCGAUGCAACACUGGGCCACUCUGUUGGUGAGGUUGCCGCCGCUCACUGCUCAGGCCUUUUAUCCCUGGAGGAUGCUGUGAAAGUGCUGCACUACCGCAGUAUUCACCAGAGUAAAGUAUUAGGAGGUAAAAUGCUUGUAGUUGGCAAUGUAGAUGUGAAAAGGAUAGUGGAUAUUAUUCCAGUCUUCUCUGGAAAAGCGUGUAUUGCUGCUUUCAACAGCCCUGUGUCAUGCACUCUUUCAGGGGAUGCAGAGGCUGUAGACGACCUUCAUAAGAGGCUGAAAAGCAUGUUUUCAGAUCAAAACGUCUUCCUUCAUGUCUUAGAUGUUCCAGCAGCAUAUCACAGCCACAUGAUGGAUCCAGUAAUGGAUGAUAUCGAAAGAGGUAUCAAUGUCUUGGAAGCCAACAACAUGAAGUGUGAACUCUUUUCAACUGUAACUGGAGGAAAGUAUUCAGAUGGUGAUUUUACUUCAGGCAGAUACUGGGCGAAGAACACAAGAGACCCAGUUUUGUUUGAAAAAGCAUUAAAAGCAGUUAUCAGAGACAAACCAUCGAGGGGUAAAAUGGUCUUUGUAGAGAUUGGACCUCGUAGAGCUCUUUAUAGAAACAUAUGUGAGACUCUUGGAGCUGACACUGAAGUUCUGUCUUCUGCUGAUUCAAAUGACGAUUGCAACACAACCCUCUCAACAGUGGCAAAACUGUUUGAACUUGGAGUUAAUGUUAACUGGCACCAGCUUUACAAGGGUUGUGAGGCAUUGCUCACGCCUCUUCCAGUUUAUCAGUUUGACAACACCAAGAGGAAGCUGAACUUUGAAGCCUUGAGAAAAGGUCAGGAGUUUUCUGCUGUUGAACCACAUCUGCUCAUACAUCAAAUAAAACACAAUAAAGACUUUGUGUGCACUAUCUCUGCAGAGAAGGAACCAUAUCUUUGGGAGCAUAAAGUCAACCAUGUUCCCAUCAUGCCUGGUGCAUUUUAUGUUGAGUUGGUGUUUGCUUCAGUGAUGACGAACAUGAAGCUCAAGAUUCCUGUUUCCCAGCUCCAUCUCAGUGUUCGAUUUGAGAGCGUGCUCACACUCAACUCCAACUGCCAAAAGUUGAGGGUGAUUCUUGAGCACAAAGAUAAAGAAGUCUCUUUCAAAAUACAGUCUGCUGCUGCGACACAUGCCUCUGGUACAUACAGGUGUACAGAGAGUCCGUCUCUACUAGAGGAAUCAAACAUUCAUCUUGAUGUGAUAAAUCAGCGGUGCAAAUUGAUUUUAAAGAGAGAACAGAUUUAUUCUAUUCUUGCUCUGGCAGGAUUUCAGUACGGGCCGUUAUUGAAACAGCUUGACUGUGUGUGUAUUGGGAGUGAAUUCAAGGAAGCUGUGACUGUGAUUCGAGUCCCUGGUGAACUUCUCAAACAUUUCCAUGACUUUUAUAUUCACCCUGUGCUACUGGACUGUUUUCUCCAAAUGACUGCUGUGCUGGCAAUGGGAUACAUGACAGUAAAGCAAGGAUUACCAUCGGGUAUCGGGAGCAUUACCAUAUCAGGCCCUCUGCAGGAGGAAAUGGUCAUAUACAUGAAAGCCACCCAGCAGGGCCCAGAUUACCUGGAUGUGUGUGGUUGCUUUUCGACCCUACGGGGGGAUGUAUUGGUGGAACUCAAAGGGUCACUCAGAAAUAAUGUGGAUACUGAAAAUAUCCUUUUCAUUUGGGGUGUAGAGGACCUCAGCCACCUGUCAUGUGAGCAGGUGCUGGAUCGUUUGGUGACUUGCUGCGACAUAUUUCGCCAGACAGUCUUAGGACUGAAAGAGAGCAAGCAUCUUUGUACUGUUCAUGUCAUAACUUACAGAUCUACAGAGAAGACUGCGGACCACGUUAACUCAGGUUUCGUGCUUUCUGGUAUGUUGAGGGCUUGUGCAGCUGAGAUGCCAAGUAUUUCCUUUCAGCUGGUCGACCUUGCUUCUGUGACCACUGAAGACAUUGAAACACUGGCCCGUGUAAUCAACACAUGUAAACAACAAGACAUCAGGAUCAAUAGAGGGCAGGCUUCAGCAACAACUAUCACUAGGACCUCAAUGAAGGACAGUGCCAUGUGUGACGAGGAAAAACUCUCUAUGUUUCAGCAGAACUUUGCUCUACAGACUUCGGAUCCUUACAAAAUGACUCACUUGUCAGCGAUAGCAGCUGAUGCAAUUCAAAGACAUGUUCAUGGCAAGUCAGUUGAAAUUCAGCUAGGCAGUGUGUGCAUGCAUUCAGCAGAUUAUUUCCCAGUGAGCUGCACACAUUGGAGUUUUGGCAAGACAAUGUACUGGAACAAACAAACAUCACAUAAUCAUAAGUUAUUGGCUUUGGAUUUCAGUGGUGUGGUAACAGCUGUGGGUAAAGAUGUUCAUGAUCUGAGAGUGGGAGACCACGUUGCUUCAUGUUACCCAGUUGUCGCUAUGAAAAAGAUAAUAAUUCCAGAAGGAGUGUGCUACAGCACAAAGACACUCCCAUUUCUGAAAGAGACUCCAUGUGUAUUUUACUAUAUACUAGCAUGGUCUAUCAUGCAGAGAGUGUUGUCUGAUGUGCAAAAACAGCACAGGAAGUUGUGUAUCAUCACCUCGAACUCAGCUUCUGUCCUGACGAAGGUUUUGGCUCUUACAGCCAACAGAUCAGUGUCUGAUAUUCCUUUGCUCACGCAACCCAAACAGCUCUUUCAGCCAAACUGUGUUUAUGUUGUGAGUGGUGGGCUUUCUGGUUUGGGAUUUGAGACUGUAAAGUUCAUUGCGCAGAAUGGCGGUGGUUGCAUUGCCACACUGUCAAGAAGUACUUUGUCUGAUGAAAAGCAAAUUGAAGUUGAUCUGCUGCAGAAGAGGUAUGGGGUCAGAAUCAUGCAUGUCCAGUGUGACGUGUCUGUGUCAAAGCAGGUAGUUGACGCAAUCUCAAAUAUCAAACGACGCUUCUUGUCCUGUCUGGUCAAAGGAGUGUUUCACAGUGCGGCGGUGUUGCAUGAUGCACUGAUUGAAGCUCUUGAUGAGCCUCUCUUCAGAAAGGUGCUGCAGCCCAAAGUCCUUGGUGCACUGAAUCUUCACUAUGCAACACUUCACUACAAACUUGAUUUCUUUGUGUGCUAUUCCUCCAUCUCAUCAUUCAUAGGCAAUGCCUCACAGUGUAAUUAUGCAGCAGCCAAUUCUUUUCUCGACUCAUUCUGCCAUUAUCGGAGAAACCUUGGACUUGCUGGACAGUCCAUCAACUGGGGUCCCGUGAAUCUGGGCCUCCUGCUGAAUAAAAGCAAUUUCCAAAAGUUCUUGGAAGCAAAAGGCAUGAUGACAAUGAACGUGUGUGAGGUUCACAAGACUCUUCAAAAAUGUCUUGUAAUGAACAGACCCCAACAAGUGAUAUGCAAAUUCAACUUUCAGAAUCUUAACAUUCAUGUCCUUUCACAAAAUAAGUCUCUAAGAGAGCGACUGUCAGCUUUAGUGGAGGUGGAACUCAAAUCCCAUGUUUGCAAGGAAUCGCCAGCUCAUCAUGUGUCUUGUACAUAUGAAAAUGUGAAGGCAAUGGUUAGUCUGAUAACCAAUUUAAGUGUGGAUGAACUGGAUGAUGACUCCACUCUGGGUGCACUGGGGUUUGACUCCAUGUCAGCAAUGACUCUGCAGAACCAAAUUUUUCAGGAAACAGGAGUAAAUGUACCUUUGAUUACUAUACUGGACCCAAACAGUACACUGGCCAAGUUGGUAGCAGUUGUAUCAAAGAAUGGGUGA
This is a messenger RNA of Salarias fasciatus (jewelled blenny), 5565 nucleotides long. RefSeq names its product highly reducing polyketide synthase alnA-like. Gene Ontology annotation, biological process: fatty acid biosynthetic process. The record is from RefSeq and is a predicted model, not a curated record. Gene Ontology annotation, molecular function: 3-oxoacyl-[acyl-carrier-protein] synthase activity. Lineage: Eukaryota; Metazoa; Chordata; Actinopteri; Blenniiformes; Blenniidae.